Molecule: messenger RNA, 588 nt
Organism: Colletotrichum destructivum
Lineage: Eukaryota; Fungi; Ascomycota; Sordariomycetes; Glomerellales; Glomerellaceae
Product: Putative small GTP-binding protein
Exons: 5
Coding region: 1-588 (195 amino acids)
Biological process (GO): small GTPase-mediated signal transduction
Cellular component (GO): cytosol
Molecular function (GO): GTPase activity; GTP binding; protein kinase binding
Source: RefSeq, a predicted model, not a curated record
AUGGCUGAGAUCCGCCGUAAGCUCGUCAUCGUCGGCGACGGUGCCUGUGGUAAAACUUGCUUGUUGAUCGUCUUCUCUAAGGGUACCUUCCCUGAGGUCUACGUCCCCACCGUUUUCGAGAACUACGUCGCCGAUGUCGAGGUUGACGGCAAGCACGUCGAGCUGGCCCUUUGGGAUACUGCCGGCCAGGAGGACUACGAUCGUCUCCGCCCCCUUUCCUACCCCGACUCCCACGUCAUCCUGAUCUGCUUCGCCGUCGACUCCCCCGACUCGCUGGACAACGUUCAGGAGAAGUGGAUCUCCGAGGUUCUGCACUUCUGCCAGGGCCUGCCCAUCAUUCUCGUCGGCUGCAAGAAGGAUCUCCGCUACGACUCCAAGACGAUUGAAGAGCUGCGUAAGACCAGCCAAAAGCCCGUCUCCCCCGAGGAGGGUGAGGAAGUCCGCAAGAAGAUCGGCGCCUACAAGUACCUCGAGUGCUCCGCCAAGACGAACGAGGGCGUCCGCGAGGUUUUCGAGCACGCCACGCGCGCUGCUCUGCUCUCCCGCAGCCGGAGCAGCGGCAAGAAGCACAAGUGCAUGAUUCUCUAA